AUGACACCUGCACAACUGGUUGAAUAUUUAAGACGUGAAAAUUUGAGUUCGAUUGAAAGUGAUUAUGAAACCUUGAUAGGUAAAGGUAUAGAUGGAGCGUCGUUAUUUGUGUUAAUUGACAAGGACGUUAUUGAUUUAAAGCUUACGACUGGUGCAAGAAGAAAAUUUAUGAUGUUUGUUGAAAAAAUGAAGAAGAAUAAUCAACCAUCGGUACCUGAUGAAGCUGCUGUCGGGCCUGUUCCUGUGUCUUCAUCGGCAGCGUCAAGUGAUGUAAUACAAAUUAUAUUCAUGUCUUCGGUUAGUACAGAAAUCUUUAAAGUACAAGUUACAAAUGAUGCUCGUUGGCAAAAAAUAAAGGAAGAUACAAAAUUUUAUGUUGAAAAAACGUACGAAGCUUUAUGGCAUGAUCGUGGUCCGUUGCCGGCAGAUGAAAUUGCUCAGGAUUAUGCUGAUGGUCAUCAGUUGGUCACUGUUUACACGAAUUUAUUGGAUCAUGUCUAUGAUUCAUUUGAUAAAUAUCACAAGAUACAAUUUAAACCACUUGAGUCACAAGUGGUUGGAUCAAGAAAUGAUGUUACCGAUAUGUUAAUCGAUUAUUAA
Didymodactylos carnosus is the source of this 600-nucleotide messenger RNA. The record is from the annotation of a GenBank genome assembly. Lineage: Eukaryota; Metazoa; Rotifera; Eurotatoria; Philodinida; Philodinidae.